CGGAAACAGACUAUCAUCACGUCACGUGAGCUCACGUGUUGUCACAUUAGACGAAACCUCACAUGCUGUCACGCCUAUAAUCACACUAUUUAACAUGUCAUAUCACUUGUAACUAUACAAUUCGCUGUUUAUAUUUUUUGUGUGUCUUGCAAAAUGGAAAGUGAGACCUCAACCAGUUCCUCAGAUUUUGAAGAAGACUUAGAAAACGUGGCUGCAUUUUUAAUAGUUGAUGAUGGAAUAAAAAGGAAGUGGGUGCACGAAAUAAAUAAACAGAGGGAAGAAUUAGGAGAAUAUCACAGAUUAGUUAAAGAGCUGAAUGAGCACCCAGAUCGAUAUCAUAUGUAUUUUCGGGUUACCAAAGAAGAAUUUGAUUUUUUGCACGGACUUGUUAAAGAAGAUAUCAAAAAGAAAAAUACCCAAUUCCGAAGGGCGAUAAGUACUGAAGAGAGAUUAGCGGUGUGUUUAAGGAUCAUUUUGCGCCAGGAUAUUAUCCGCAUCAUUAACAUCGUUUCCAGAUUGCCGCACGUCCUUGAAAGAAGAAUAGUUGCCGUCAGUAUGAUAAUAAAGAAUCAUAUUUACUCAAGGUUAUCACGGGCUAGGCGCAUUGUAGAAAACGCCUUCGGAAUUUUGGUCUCUCGUUGGAGAGUGUUUCGUAGACACUUUGAAAUACAACCAGACUUCGUGGAUAAAGUUGUACUAGCCGCAUGCUGUCUCCAUAAUAUGUUGAGUACAGAAUCAGUAGAAGCUCGACCUUGCUACUUUACGUUCUCCAAAAGCAGCCCUCCUAAAUAUUCAAGGAAUACGGAGAAAGCACGCUAAUGCUGCAUUCAGAACUCGAGAGGCUUUUAAAGAAUAUUUCAAUUCAUCUACUGGUUCUGUGCCUUGGCAAAUUGGUAUGGUUCGUAGAGGAAGAAUUUACAACGAAAAUCAUUAAUUAAGUACCUAUUACAACUACUUAUUCAUAACUAAAAUAAAUAAAUGAAAAUCUGA
This is a messenger RNA of Anthonomus grandis grandis, 990 nucleotides long. RefSeq lists its product as uncharacterized. NCBI's taxonomy places the organism in Eukaryota, Metazoa, Arthropoda, Insecta, Coleoptera, Curculionidae. The record is from RefSeq and is a predicted model, not a curated record. The transcript is spliced from 3 exons. The coding region runs from base 154 to 819 and encodes 221 amino acids.